This is a messenger RNA of Talpa occidentalis (Iberian mole), 927 nucleotides long. RefSeq names its product olfactory receptor 4C46-like. Bases 1 to 927 code for a protein of 308 amino acids. Gene Ontology annotation, molecular function: G protein-coupled receptor activity; olfactory receptor activity. Gene Ontology annotation, cellular component: membrane. The transcript has a single exon. Gene Ontology annotation, biological process: G protein-coupled receptor signaling pathway. The record is from RefSeq and is a predicted model, not a curated record. Lineage: Eukaryota; Metazoa; Chordata; Mammalia; Eulipotyphla; Talpidae.
AUGGAGAUUAGGAACAACGUGACAGAGUUUGUCCUACUGGGACUCACAGAGAAUCCAAAGAUGCAGAAGAUCAUAUUUGUUGUAUUUUCUCUCAUCUACAUCAUCACGGUGGUGGGAAAUAUGCUCAUUGUGAUCACCAUAAAUGCUAGCCCAUCAUUAGGGGCACCAAUGUACUAUUUCCUGGCCCAUCUCUCCUUCAUUGAUGCCUGCUACUCCUCUGUCAGCACUCCCAAACUGAUCAUAAAUUCGCUCUAUGAAAAGACCAUCUCAUUCAAAGGAUGCAUGAGCCAAAUAUUUUGGGAACAUUCAUUUGGAGGCAAUGAGGUCAUCCUGCUCACGGUGAUGGCUUAUGACCGCUACGUGGCCAUCUGUAAGCCCCUGCACUACACGACCAUCAUGAACUGGCAGGUAUGUGGCCUGCUAGUGGGAGUCGUAUGGAUGGGAGGCAUAAUUCAUGCCACCAUACAGAUCCUCUUCAUCUUCCGACUGCCCUUCUGUGGUCCUAAUGUCAUAGAUCACUUUAUGUGUGAUCUGAAUCCUGUGCUCAAUCUUGCCUGCACUGAUACCCACACUCUAGGACUAUUUGUUGCUGCCAACAGUGGGUUCAUUUGUCUGUUAAACUUUCUCCUCUUGUUGGUCUCCUAUGUGGCCAUUCUGUGCUCUCUAAAGCACCACAGCUUGGAGGCAAAGCGCAAAGCCCUCUCCACCUGUGGCUCCCACAUCACAGUGGUCAUCAUGUUCUUUGUGCCCUGCACAUUUAUGUACUUGAGACCCGCAGCUACUCUGUCCAUUGAUAAAGCAGUUGCUGUGUUCUACACCAUGAUAACUCCCAUGUUAAAUCCCUUAAUCUAUACCUUGAGAAAUGCCCAGAUGAAAGAUGCCAUGAAGAAAUUGUACAGUAAGAAAGCUAUUUCAGGUGACAAAUAA